AUUUUCUCAUCUGCAUUGAGAUGUGUUUGGCCGCUAUAGCACAUCAUUACAGUUUUUCAUUCCAACCAUACAUAAGGCCAGGCACUAGACAACAAUCAUGUUGCAGUGCGUUUUUGGCAAUGUGGGAUAUAUCAGACGUGCACAGAGACAUUCAGGAACAUAUUGGUAUAGUUCGUUCCUCGAUCAGUCGCCGAAUUAGGGGAAGGAGUAUGUACAGCAUACCUAGAGGAACCGACGAAUUUUCCAACUUGGUAUCGCCCAGAGGAGGACAGAGUGUUCCGGCAAGUUUUUAUCAAAGCGAAUACGAUGACUUUGUAGUGAACUAUGGUACCGUCACUUCUAGUCAGCCUGUUCAGAUUCAUAACACGGACCCAGGUCCGAAACCGAUUUGAGACUAUAUCACGUAAUUUUUUACAUUUAUGUUUAUAUAUUAUACCAUUUAUUAAGUUAAAUAUUAAUUAUUAGAACAAUCCAAAUAUAGACUGGUCGUUAUUUCAAAUACGUAAUUAGAGAAUUAUACAUAUGUUUAUAUACAGGGUUUCUACGAUGUUCUCUAUGGGUAUCUCGGAAUCUACUGGAGAUAGUGAGUUGGUUAAAUGGGGAAAGAAAUGCAGU
Molecule: messenger RNA, 615 nt
Organism: Sitophilus oryzae (rice weevil)
Lineage: Eukaryota; Metazoa; Arthropoda; Insecta; Coleoptera; Curculionidae
Product: transmembrane protein 184C-like
Exons: 2
Coding region: 21-392 (123 amino acids)
Source: RefSeq, a predicted model, not a curated record